AUGCCGCGCCUGCACAGAGCUGUCACAGAGCCCGGGCCGGGCGCUGCCAUCCCCGUGGAUGGCAAGGGCAAGACCGGGACCCCGAGCAAGAGGGAGCUCAUCCGCGGCAUGCGCCUGUCCAACGUUGCCUGCGGCACCUGCCACGACAGCGGCGGCGCCCACGCCAACCAGUGCGUCGGCCUGGGCAUGUUGGUUGACUACAUCAACGCCCCGACCACGCACGAUGGCAUGAAGGACAUCUCGGACGUGCACGCGCCCAUCAUCGCCUCGGAUCUGUGGCCAGAGAUGCGCUCCUCGAAGCAGCAGGACCUGCGCGACACCUCGGUCUACACCCUGUACUCGGACUGCGUGAUCCAUGGGAUCUGGCUGGCCCUUACCGACAGGCUACAGUCUGCCAGCCCCAAGACCGAAGACCAGGCCAAGGUGACAACUCGCCGACAGCCAGCAGCACGGCCCAGCGGCCCACGGCACAUGAGCUGCGUCUGCGCGCUCGCCAAGAUCGGCGCGGUGAAAUUCCACAGACGCUCACGAACAUGGUUGCGCUUCUAG
Prorocentrum cordatum is the source of this 549-nucleotide messenger RNA. The record is from the annotation of a GenBank genome assembly. Lineage: Eukaryota; Dinophyceae; Prorocentrales; Prorocentraceae.